Molecule: messenger RNA, 1861 nt
Organism: Beta vulgaris subsp. vulgaris (sugar beet)
Lineage: Eukaryota; Viridiplantae; Streptophyta; Magnoliopsida; Caryophyllales; Amaranthaceae
Product: mitochondrial adenine nucleotide transporter ADNT1
Exons: 8
Coding region: 384-1451 (355 amino acids)
Biological process (GO): transmembrane transport
Source: RefSeq, a predicted model, not a curated record
AAUGGAUAAGCCAACAAAAAAAAUAAUGCUACUAAAAAGUUAGUACAGUCGUACCCUAGCAAGCGCUUCUUCCUCGCGCUAAUUAGCGCCGGAACGUUGCAACCGUAAAACCACCAUCUUACGAUCCAUAUUAUUUCUGUAUAUUUUACUCUCCAAUUUCUUUCCCUCUCUAUAUAUGUAUACACUUCUCCUACAAACUUUCUCUGUUUUUCCUCCUCUGAUAACUACAUGUUCGAUUCUUCCGCGUAAAAAACUCUAAUUCUCUCGUCGAGAGAAAGAAGAGGAGGAACAAAACAUCUUCAUCUUCUUCGAUUAUCAUCUUCUAGGGGUUCUUCUUCGAAAUCGUCGUUGAUUUUACAGAAAACCUUGAAGAGAGAGAAAAAAUGGCGUCGGAAGAUGUGAAACAACGAGGCGAAGCAGCUGCAGUUUCGACGAUCGUAAAUUUGGCGGAAGAAGCGAAAGCUGCUACUGAAGGCGUUAAAUCUCCAAGUCAUGCUCUUAUUAGUAUUUCUAAAUCUCUUGCUGCUGGCGGUAUUGCUGGUGGAGUGUCACGUACAGCAGUUGCUCCUCUAGAACGGUUGAAAAUUUUGCUGCAGGUUCAAAAUCCUCACAGCAUCAAAUACAACGGAACAGUUCAGGGUUUGAAAUAUAUAUGGCAGACUGAAGGACUUCGUGGUCUAUUCAAAGGGAACGGCACUAACUGUGCUCGUAUUGUUCCAAAUUCAGCAGUCAAGUUUUUUAGUUACGAGCAGGCAUCAAAGGGAAUUCUGUGGCUUUAUCGGCAGCAAACUGGAAAUGAGGAUGCUGAACUCACUCCUGUGCUACGUCUCGGAGCGGGAGCAUGUGCUGGAAUUAUUGCCAUGUCAGCAACUUACCCUAUGGAUUUGGUCAGAGGCAGGCUGACUGUUCAGACCGAUAAAUCUCCUCAACAGUACAGAGGGAUAUACCAUGCUCUUACAACUGUUUUCCGUGAAGAGGGUGCCCGGGCCUUGUACAAGGGGUGGCUCCCUUCCGUGAUUGGUGUGAUACCAUAUGUGGGUCUCAAUUUUGCUGUAUAUGAAUCUCUGAAGGACUAUUUGGUCAAAGAAAACCCAUUUGGGCUUGUCCAGGACAAAGAAUUGAGUGUGACUACGAGGCUUGCAUGUGGUGCUGUUGCUGGAACUAUUGGCCAGACUGUUGCUUAUCCUCUUGAUGUUGUACGCCGAAGAAUGCAGAUGGUCGGCUGGAAAGAUGCAUCUACAGUUAUUACCGGCGAUGGAAAAAAGGUUGCACUUGAGUAUACAGGCAUGGUUGAUGCCUUCCGGAAGACAGUUCGGUAUGAAGGUUUUCGAGCCUUGUACAAGGGUUUGGUCCCUAAUUCAGUAAAGGUGGUUCCAUCCAUUUCAAUUGCAUUUGUCACAUAUGAAGUCGUGAAAGAUUUACUCGGGGUGGAGAUGAGAAUUUCAGAUUGAUUCGGAGGAGAAUAUUCAGUUUCUCUAUUAGAGCUUGAGUACACACAGUAAAAGGUAAAUAAUCACGAAGAAUAUUCUUUUGUGGUUCAUGAGUAGUCUAGACUCAUGUGACAUCAAGUGCUGGUAUUUGCCAAGUGAUCAUCUAAAUUACCCUUAGUGAUUUUACCCCUUCAGUAAUCUGAAUAAAAAUAGCUUGUACCACUAGCCUAGAUUUUCUAGGAUAUUAUGAUACCUCGACCCCUUUCUAAUAAUUUAUAGUUUGUUUCACUUCUGUUUAAUUAUUUAUUUUGUUGCCCAUAUUUAAUGGAGAUCUUUUGUGGAUUAGAGUAACAUUUGUUAAACAACUAUUGGAUUUUGCACCUGUAAAAUAGUGAUUGCAAGUCACAUAAUGAACUGUUUGGAUUAUUUUA